Molecule: messenger RNA, 2292 nt
Organism: Ectocarpus siliculosus
Lineage: Eukaryota; Phaeophyceae; Ectocarpales; Ectocarpaceae
Source: the annotation of a GenBank genome assembly
AUGAGGCUCCUGCCGCUGCUGCUGGUGCCCCUGCUGCUGGGUGCAUGUGCAGCAGACGGGUCUUCGGUCUCUACCGCCGCCGACCCUACAGAAGAGGCCGAAUGGGACACGCUCGUAGGGGAAAAUGAACGGCGGACCUACAACGGGACAGGAAACAACCUUGACCAACCUGAAUGGGGCAGCGUCGGGCAGAGACAGCUCCGCAGCAUGACGGAGGCUAGCUACGGUGACGGGGUUUCAGAACCACCAGGGGACGAUCGCCCAACUGCGAGAGAGGUCCUGUCGGAGGUGUUUCUCGCCAACCCGUCGACAACCUCGACGGCCAACGCUUUGUUCGUCGGGUGGGGUUUGCUGGUCGGGUACGACCUCUUCCUCACGCAGGACAACGCGUCCGAGCCGCUGGACAUCGCGUGUAACGACGCCGAGAUCAGGGACGUCUGGUGCCCCCUGGGUUCGCUUUCGGACCCGAUCCCGUUCAGCAGGUCGGAGGCCGGGGAAGACGCCGGGGGCGAAGAGGCCAGGAGCCCGAUCAACUACGCGACGGCCUUCGUAGACCUGGACUGGAUGUACGGGAGGGACGAGGCGACCUCGGCGUCGUUGCGAACGGAAGACGGGGGUUACAUGAACAUGACGAACGACGAGCUGCCGCACCUCCUGGAUGACGGCACCUGGCUCGUGGCAGAUCAACGGCCGGCGAGGCUGCCCGUGACUUUCGCGCUCAUGACCCUGCUUUUGAGGGAGCACAACCGGUGCUGCGACGAGAUGGCGCCGGAAUGGGACCCGGCGAACGAUGAGGCGUUCGACGAGAUGAAGCGGUGUGUCACUGUUCGCAGCAAGUGCGAAUGGGCUCUGCUUCUGCUCUGUUGCUACGGAAAGAGAGCACAUGGUGGACAAAGGUCGAACAUGGAAAAAGAAAAACCGCUUUGGUACCUCACGCAGUCGAACGGCAGCUACGACGCCGGGACAGACGCCGGGACGGACGUCUUUUUCGCCACCGUCGCGGCGCCGGCGUUGUACUCUGCCCUCCCGUCGACGGUAGGGCUCCUGGACGACGGCUUCGAAGUCAUGGCUGAGCACGAGGUGGAGCUAGCCACGGCGAACGCGGAUCUUGCCGGGCUUGUGACACGGAUCGGCGGAAUCGAGCCCAUCAUCAGGGGAGCCUCCUACGCGCGCGCUCGGGGUAUAGACGCCUCGUUUGUCGCCGAGGUUUCGGUGUCGUCGCCUCUGUUCAACUUUCCCGUCGAGGCGAUCCAGAGGGGGCGCGAUCAUGGCGUCCCGUCGUACAACAGCGCCCGAGAAGCGUACGCGUUGUCACGGUUCGACAGCUUCGCCGAGAUCACGUCGGACACGACGGUGCAGGCGACGCUCAGCACGGCCUACGGCAACGACGUUGACCUGCUGGACGCCUACACGGGGGCGCUGGCGGAGACGGAAGAAGGGAGCGGCCUGUUCGCGGGGCCCCUGCUGCGGAUGGUGUUUCUGGAGCAACUUUACAGAGCCAUCGUGGGAGACCGACAUCACCACUCCCACUCCACCCAGAACGAGGACGCCGCGCUGUCGACUCUGAAGAACCUCAUCCUCAACAACUCACUGGUGUCAUCCAUUCCGCUCGACUCCUUCUCGGCCCCCGAUUUGGUGACGUCUUCCAACUGCUCCUCCACCGAGAUGAACGAAGUGACGCUCGCAGAAGGUUACAAGCUGGCCUGGAAUCAGUCGGACUUGGUCGAAGAAGGCGGGGACAUGUUCAUCACCCUCUCGGCGAGGGGUAUCGAGGGGCAGGGCAUGAUCGCAAUCGGGUUCGGAGGGCUGAGCAUGGAGACCGCAGACGACUUCGUCAUCUGCGUGGUCGAGUCGGAGACCUCGGCCGAGUGCACAGACCGCAGCGCGCCCAGGGAGCGGUCCGAACCGCCCCUCGAUGACGAAGAGAACACCGACCUCGAUGUGGUAACCGUGAGCGUAGACGGGGAGUGGACCAGUGUCACCUUCGCGCGCUCCGGCGAGGGCACCGACGACUCGGUAAGGGACGGACGGGGGAAAGCGAAAGAGGACUACCUUCUUAGCGACGACAUAUACCUCUCCCAAGAUACCUCCAUUAUCUACUCCUGGCGCUCCGGCGACGGCAUUGGCAAGCACCCCAACAGCCAACGCGGGGCGGCCCAGGUCAACUUUCAGGAUGGCUCGGUCGCUGACGAGCAGUGCUCUGACUCCGCAGAGUACUACUCCCUCCACGGCGCCCUGCUACUUGUCGCGUGGAUGAUAAUCGCGCCCUACGGGAUCUACCAGGCCCGGUGA